Molecule: messenger RNA, 4029 nt
Organism: Bactrocera dorsalis (oriental fruit fly)
Lineage: Eukaryota; Metazoa; Arthropoda; Insecta; Diptera; Tephritidae
Gene: Lint-O
Exons: 3
Coding region: 191-1522 (443 amino acids)
Molecular function (GO): protein binding
Source: RefSeq, a predicted model, not a curated record
UUACACUUCACUAGGAAAAAAAUAUAGUAAUCCUGAAGAGAUUUUAAUGAAAAUUAUUUUUUGAAAAGUUAAUAAUCAUAAAUAGUUGCACAUUUUUUCACGCUUUGUGUCCGGUCAAUAAAUUCUGAAAUUGAACAGGAAGUUUGCAUUGCAAUAUACUAUUUUCCCAACAAGUUUGAGUUUAUAGAAAAUGAAAAAAGUUGCUCGCUUGCGAAUUGCUCAGCAGGAUGAUGCUACCAGUAUUGCGAGUUCCGAAAAUAUGGCUGUGCGUACAACAGGACGUAUAAAAAAACCUAAAGCCGUCUUUGAUCCUUCUGACAAUUACUUGCCACGUUCACAACGUGUUAAUAUUGCAGCCACACAUUCAGGCAGUACGGUCCCCGCAGCAACGGGAAUAUCUAUACUUAUUGAUCGGAAACGGGACACACCAAUUUUACAAAAUCAAGAUACACCGCAAAAUAAACGUCUUUCGCAAUCCUCAAUAACUUCGAUCGGCACAUCAGGUUCUGUUGGUGAAAUCGCGUCCACAGAAAUUGUAUGUGAAGUUUGCCAAAAACGCGAAGCUAAGCGUGGUACUCACGCCAGGAAUAAAUUGAUAUCUUGUUUGGAAUGCGAACGAAGAGUACAUAAAUUAUGCCUACAGGUAGAUUUUGAAGAUAUUGAUAUUUUACGUCAGAACUACAAGUGCGAAAAUUGCCGUACAUGCGACGUAUGUGACGCUUUUAAUGACUGCGAACCAAAAAUUAACCAACCAAUGGUGACGUGUUCUAAAUGCGUUAAAUCAUAUCAUCUGACCUGCCACAUACCCAAUGUGUUUAAAUACCAACAGACUUUUCGAUGGAAAUGCAACAAAUGCCAACCAUGUAUAAAUAAUGGAGGUUCUGCUUUACCAGUGAAAACAAUACGGGAAAUCAUUGGUGAUGAUUCACAUCGCUCAAAUCGAACCCAAUUUCUACAGCAAAACAUAAACAUUGCAGAAGCUGCAGCCGAAGCGAAAAGUGCUGCUAGCAAACAGUCAACACAGGAUUUGCAAGUAGGUAACGACAAUGCACAAAAGCAAGGCAAGGGUGGUAUAGAAAGCGAUGGUAGUUGUCUAGAAAGCGGGGGUAGUAGUACUACAAGUACCAGUAGCACGACCAGUAGCAACACAACCAGUUUAAGUGGCGAUGUAAAGAUUGGCGGAGCUGCCGCAACAAAGAGACCAAAAACAAAUCACGAUGAGACAAUAAAUAGCAAUACACCGGUUAUACGAUAUAGCCCUUAUGAGCCAAUAGAUGUGCCCGAUGUAAAAGAUUGGAAUGCUGAUCAAGUCGCUACCUAUUUUGCCAAGUACUUUCCUAACGAGGCUCACGUUUUUAAGGAACAUGAAAUCGACGGAACUUCACUGUUGUUGCUUAAGCGCAGUGAUGUUAUUAAAAAGUUGCCAAUUAAAUUGGGUCCUUCACUGCGUAUUUACAGUUUAAUAUUAAAAAUACAGACACAGUUAAAUGAUCCAACACUUGGUUGGAAUUGUGGACUUUAAAGCUAACUAGUACCAGUGAAUGUUACAAACACAUAUUUUAUCAUCAUAUUAUGUAUUAGGUUAUUUGAAUUCGGUUCCGCUUCCAACUUGAAGAACUUGUUUAGUUUUUUCUUUAAUUUAAUUUUUUUUUAUUGUUUACCAAUUUUGAAAUUUCUUUAGCAAUAUUUAUUCAUGCGAAGCGUUUAAGCACUGUUGAGAGUUAUAUAUGUACAUACGUGCUCACAAUACGCAGUAUGGAAAUGUGUAUUUACAUAUAUAAAAGUUCGCACCACGUACUGACCCAUUGCAGUAUACAUAUGUAUAUUGGUAGCGAAAUAUGAAUUUGUAAUAUUUUUCAAUAUCGAAUAAAAAAUACUGUUCUUUUAACAGUUUUGAGUUAAUUAAUUUAAUGAAUAUUUCAAUAAUUCACUAUAUACAGUUAAUAUCGUACAGAGUAAUUUAUUGGCAAAUAAUAUAAAAUAUCGGAACCCAUUUUUUUUAACUCUUUCAAGUAACAAACGUUUUGCAAUUUUAAUAUCAUACUUAUUUACAGAUAAAAAUAAUAAUUACUACAUAAUGAAAACUCUUUUGGGCGUUUAAAUAUAUAUUUUAAUAUUUAUAUUUAUAUAUGGGCAUAAAUGUAUAUGCUUACAACUAAAUAGUUUUUGUGAGAUUAAGUAAAUUGCGUUCAAUAUGAAAUAACUAACUAAAAUCAUUUUUAAGUUCGCAGUCGGUUUCCUUUAUAAAUUACUUAAGUUGCAUAACUGACGUUCAAACGUUUUAAUUAAAAUUAAAACAAUUAUGGUAAUUACAUUUCGAAUACUGUAAAUCAAUUGCUAAAUUGAUUUUAGUUUAAAAUAUCCAGUGUUUUAAACUCUGGGCAGGAGUUUUUCCUCAUCCUCUAGUUGCGUUGGAUUCUUUUGUGCUGCGCUCAUUGUCUGCUUUGCGUUUCCAGUUGACUUCUUGGGAUCGUAUCCAUAUAAAAAUAUGGAAGCAAUAACUAAUCCCGCACCAAUUGCAAAACGUAUAGUCAAGUUGAAGUCGAAUAAAUAAAUAGAUGCUACACAUGAAACGACUAUAGCUAAGGAGGUAGCAAAUCCUUUUAAUAUGUUAUCAGCAUAUUUUACCACGACUGCUACUAUAAGUCCUCCACCCGCCUGCAGAAGUAUCAAAUACCAAAUGAACAAGUCAUAACCAUGGAAGAAACCGGCGCUUGCGAUUUGAUGUCCAUCGUUAAUGAAACAAGUCAGCAUACCAAAUGGUAUACUGAGCAAACUAAGUUGUACGUUACGCAUCCAUACGGAUAUAUCGGCGCCUUUCAGGAUUUUUUCAAAAUAUAUUCCAGCGAAACCAGACAGAAAACAAGCUCCUAGUGCUGCCCACAAUCCGAGCAUCCGAUUUUGCUCCGGUCCUGUUGAUGGUGCACUUCCUGCACUAUCAUCCACAGUUUGCGCUAAUUGCACCAUUACAACGCCAGCAAUAAGCAGCAAUAAUGCACCCCACUGUGUGUUGAUAAGGCGGCGUCUCAGUAUGAAUACAGCAAACAUGGCGGUUGUCAGUAUCUUCAAUUGAUAGGUCACUUGAUAAGUGGCUGCAUCCAAAUGUGAAGCGGACACAUAUAGUAAAUUAUUUUGCACAAUAUAAACUAGUGAAGGAACGCACACUUUGAGUGUAUCCACAGGAUUCGCAAUAAUAGUUUUGUGCAGCGUACGUACAAAUUUCUGUGCGUCUUUACCCUCUUCAUUGAACACCAAAAUCAAACAGGUGACUAGUUUAACUAUCUCCGACAUAAGCACAGCUAAAAAAAUAAAAAUUGAAUUCAAUAAUACUGUAUUAAAUGUACAAUAGUCAAACAGUCAAAAGCAAGGACAAAUAUUUACUAUUAGGUGUUAAAAUUUCCAUUUAUAGCCUUUAUUAUAAACCUCAAUAUUUACUAUUAGUGCUUUACAUUUGACUGUUUUAUAGAUAAAUAGAAUAAAUAUUCUGUAUAUCAACCAAAUUGUUAUAAAUAGAUAUAUCUAUUUAGUACAGCAUUUGUAAUAUGGAAAAAGUGCUUAAAUUGGGUUUAUGCUAUGAUUGUGUUUUUAUCUCCACCUUCACUUUCUGAUUAGAAAACCGGAAAUAUUUCUUAUCUUACAAGAGAAGUGUUUGCUUAUAUUAUAAAUUUAAAUAAGUCCAAUCAUAUAUGAAUGUAUGUAAGUAUAUAUACAUGCAAAUAUAUAAGUAUAUUUCCAGGUAGGUUAGCGACUAUGUAUGUGUUUAUUUAAGAUUUACGAAUGAUAAUUGUACAAAAACUGUUCCGAAUUUGAUUAACAGUAUUUUUCAUUGAAUAAAAUUACACACCUGUAGAACUGACGAAAAUGUCUCCCGGUCGGGUACGUGCAUAUCGCAUACUAAGUCCUAGUAUUGCAUUUUGCAAUGUUAGCGUUAUUAAACUUAUGUACUUCAAAGUGUUGGCGUUUACUAAAAAUUGUAGGUAUAUUUGUUUAAUAUGAAGAAUAAAACGGAUAUUUAUUGUGUCAUACUAA